AGGCUCAUCUCCGUUUCUUUCCCCCUUUCCCUUCUCUCCUGACUCCCCUCCCCUCCCGUGGUCUUCCUUCCCUGGCGGCGACGACUGGGCGAGCGGCGGCGCUAUUCGUCACGUCUUCGCCCAGCCCUUUGCCGGCGACGAUCAUCCACCAGCCUUGUGCUGGUCUCUGCGGUGUCAUAAGACAAGAUGGUUUCCUUCGAGAUGAAUGACCUCAAGAAGAUUGGUCUUGGCCUGACAGGCUUUGGAAUAUUCUUCUCCUUUCUGGGAAUCAUUUUCUUUUUUGACAAGGGGCUCAUUGCAAUGGGCAAUAUUCUUUUCCUGUCAGGUCUGGGUUUGACAAUUGGUCUGAAAUCAACUAUGCAGUUCUUCACCAAGCCUAAGAAUUACAAGGGUACAAUCUCAUUUGGCGCUGGAUUUUUCCUGGUUCUCAUUGGGUGGCCUUUUUUUGGCAUGCUCUUGGAGGCAUAUGGCUUUAUUGUACUCUUCAGUGGAUUCUGGCCAACACUGGUAGUGUUCCUGCAGAGGAUUCCUAUCAUUGGCUGGAUAUUUCAACAACCAUUUGUGACAUCAUUCCUUGAUCGCUACAGAGGAAAACGGGUUCCAGUCUAGCAUCCUUUUUUGGUGUAUGUUACUUCGGUGUAGCAGCUGAUGGUUUUAGCGACAUUAGCAAAAUGUUUAUGCAAGCGUCUGGUCUUUUUUCUUGUUUUUCUUUCUAUGUUAGCUCCCAAUAGGUUUGUCCCGUUGUAAAUUACAGCACCAAACGGCCGAAACCAAGCUCCGUGGUUUUGUUGAGACUAGGAUGCAGAUUCACCCAUGAAAUGGACUGAAGAAACUCUUCAGCUUACCCUGUUUAAUCGGUGGCCUUGUAACAGUAUCAGGACGGCCCAUGCAUGAA
Molecule: messenger RNA, 895 nt
Organism: Panicum hallii
Lineage: Eukaryota; Viridiplantae; Streptophyta; Magnoliopsida; Poales; Poaceae
Product: vesicle transport protein GOT1-like
Exons: 7
Coding region: 187-609 (140 amino acids)
Biological process (GO): retrograde transport, endosome to Golgi; endoplasmic reticulum to Golgi vesicle-mediated transport
Source: RefSeq, a predicted model, not a curated record